GCAGGGAAGGCGGAGGGCAGCGCCCUUGGAAGGGGCAGCGCCCUCCGUGGCCAUGGCGGCCUGGCCCGCUGUGCCCCUCCUCAUCAACCUCGGCGGGUCGCUGCUGGGCUUCGCGGCCACGCUCACGCUGAUCCCGGCAUUCACGGACCACUUCCUCGCCGCGCGGCUCUUCGGGGAGGACCUCAACAAGACCUCAAAACGGCCCAUCCCCGAAGCACAGGGCGUGAUUAGCGGUGCCGUGUUCCUGAUCAUCCUCUUCUGCUUCAUCCCCGUGCCCUUCCUGAGAUGUUUUGUGGAGGAGCAGUGCGCAGCCUUUCCUCACAAUGAGUUCGUGGAGCUCAUCGGUUCACUCCUUGCCAUCUGCUGCAUGAUUUUCCUGGGCUUUGCAGAUGAUGUUCUGAACCUGCGCUGGCGCCACAAGUUGCUUCUUCCUACCAUGGCUUCCCUCCCACUGCUCAUGGUUUAUUUCACCAACUUUGGGAACACGACCAUUGUGGUGCCUAAGCCCUUGCGGGUGCUGCUAGGCAUGCACUUGGACCUGGGUAUCCUCUACUACGUGUACAUGGGUAUGCUAGCAGUGUUCUGCACUAAUGCCAUCAACAUUCUCGCUGGAAUUAAUGGAAUUGAAGCAGGACAGUCGCUGGUGAUAGCCGCUUCCAUUAUCAUAUUCAAUGUUGUAGAGUUAAAUGGGGAUUAUCGAGAUGAUCACAUUUUUUCUCUCUACUUCAUGAUUCCUUUUUUUUUUACCACGCUGGGCCUAUUCUACCACAACUGGUACCCAUCUCGAGUGUUUGUUGGGGACACCUUCUGCUACUUUGCUGGCAUGACCUUUGCUGUGGUGGGGAUCUUGGGACACUUCAGCAAAACAAUGCUGCUUUUUUUCAUCCCGCAAGUACUCAACUUCCUCUAUUCAUUGCCUCAACUCUUCCACGUCAUUCCUUGUCCCCGUCACCGGCUACCGAGGCUUAAUCCUAGUACAGGGAAGUUGGAGAUGAGCUAUUCCAAGUUCAAAACUAAGAGCCUCUCUGCCCUGGGAACAAACAUUCUGGAGGUAGUCAAGAUCUUGCACGUAGUAGAUGUGAAGAGUGGAACAGAUGAAGAUGGCGAAUACACUGAAUGCAAUAAUAUGACACUUAUUAAUUUUGUCAUAAAGCUGAUCGGACCCACCCACGAGCGAAAUCUCACUCUCCUGUUGCUACUCAUUCAGGUCCUUGGCAGCACGAUUGCAUUUUCGAUCCGGUACCAGCUAGUGCGCUUGUUUUAUGACGUCUGACUGGACUGUCAGGAGCAAGGGAAAGAGUUCUACCUGCCAGUCCAUUUUCUCCAGUUGCUUGACCAAAUGAUUGAACUGAUCUUACUCCCGCCCUCUGAGAACCUCAGAAUACCUGUCAAAACACAAGCAGCUGCUUUGCGUGGGCUAGUUUUGAACCGGGAUAUUUUUUGUGCACCAAAGGCUUUUGUCUAAUUUUGUGAUAGAAAAGAUUUACUGCUAUUUGGACAUCAUUGUUAUUAGGAAUACCUUUUAGAGGGGAAGCAAAUGACAACACUUAGGGAAAGUGGGAAUGAUGGAAUCUCUGUACAUCUAACAAAGACAUUACUGUUCACCAAGAGCAAAAACAGCAACUUUAAUUUCUGUGAGCAGAAUAAGUAAACCAGACUCUGCUCCUGGCUUCUCCAAUCCUGUUUUUGGUCCAUGGACAUAGAAUGACAUGUGAUAACCCAUACUCAAAACUCAGAGUGCUCCAAGAAUAAAAUAAUUCAUGGUACCCUUU
Messenger RNA from Sturnus vulgaris (Common starling), 1772 nucleotides. RefSeq names its product dolichyl-phosphate N-acetylglucosaminephosphotransferase 1 (gene DPAGT1). Gene Ontology annotation, cellular component: membrane. Gene Ontology annotation, biological process: dolichol-linked oligosaccharide biosynthetic process. The record is from RefSeq and is a predicted model, not a curated record. Gene Ontology annotation, molecular function: UDP-N-acetylglucosamine-dolichyl-phosphate N-acetylglucosaminephosphotransferase activity. NCBI's taxonomy places the organism in Eukaryota, Metazoa, Chordata, Aves, Passeriformes, Sturnidae.